GGCUACUCUAGCCUCCUAUUACGUCUCACUGAACUUUGUGGUCACUCCCACAAACGAAUUCGUGUUUUCUGACUAACUUCCCAGCAGUUUUCAUACCAAACGUUACACAUCGUAGAAGUGGAAAAUACAGUCAAAUCUGAUUGAAGAGUUCAUAACUUUUUCAACCUGAGUCCUUGAACCAUAUCUUUCUGUGCGCUUGUUCUACAUUCCAACUGCGAGUGAAAGUAACGCAAGACCCAACAUGGACGAGGCAGAGAAGUACCAGCAGAGAGUGCAGGCUAUAGCGGACAAGCGACGUAAGCAGCAGGACGACGAGAAAGCAAGGCGAGAGAUGGAGGAGGAGUGGCUGAUGCAGGCCCAGCGCAAGCGGAAGUCCUUGAGGGACCAGUGGCUGAGCGAGAACCCUCAGCCUGUCCCUGGGCACAGCGCUGAGAACUACACAGAGGAGUUGCCAACUGAAGAGGAUAUAGUGGAGGUCAUUGAAUCCACAAGCUACACAGUCACCAAUGCCCAGAACCACAGCCAGGCUGACAUUGAAGAGGGUGGGAUACAAGACGUCAUCAGAGCUGCUGGGGGUCAGCUCCCUGGGCCAGUAAUGGAGAGGGUUCUCCAUGAGAAUGGACUGGAAGGUCGAUCAGUGCUGGGGAUGGUUACAGUGCAGGUGGAGAGGGAUUCAAAGACAGGGGUCACCAAGAUCAGGUCUGUGGUGCCCGUGUCUGGAGCACCCAGGGCCUUGGGGGAGACGGUGUUCAAUGACAGCAGGAAGAGCGUCCACCACGUCGGCGGGGCAGAGGGGCAGCCUUCUGCUGAGGAGCUGGGACAGCUCCUUAGUGUCAUCAACGAUGUCGGGAUGCAAGUGCUGCUGGAUGAGAUCCCAGUUGUACCACAACAGAAGGCAGAGGAGAAGAUAGAGGCUGGUAGUGGGAUGGAAGAGGAGGUGGAGGACCCUGCCACACCUACAACCCUGGGCUACACUGAGGAAGAGGUUGAGGUUGUGGGGUAUAAGGUUGAUGAGAUGGACAAGGAGAUAGAAAUAGGAGUGGCGGAAAUUGUGGAGGGCCCUAUCCGACCGACCGACCUGGGCUACACUGAGGAAAAGGUUGAGGAUCUGGGCUAUGAGGAUGAUGAGAUGGACAAGGAGACAGGAGUAGGUCAGGUAGACCUUGUUGAGGGCACUGUCACACUGACCUUCCUGGGCUACACUGAGGUAAAGUCAGAGAGCGAGGGUCUGGGCCAUGAGGAUGAUAGAGAGUUGGUGGAGGUGGAGCGGGUGAUCAUUUCUGACGCGGGUGAGGAGGAGAUUGUUCUUCAGUCUCCUGUUCUUGGGUCUGAGACUGAACCCUUCCUGGGCUACACUGAACAAGAGGUUGAGGCUGUGGUGCAUGAGGAUGGUGAGGAGGACGUGAGUGGAUUGGUUGUCUUUGUGGAGGGCCCUGUCCCACCUGUCAUCCUGGGCUACACUCAGGAAGAGGUUGAGGAUCUGGGACAUGUGGAUGAUCCCCCCAGACCAACCCCACGCUACAGAGCCGAGGAAACAGGAAAGAGGGCAUCCAAACACAAUACCAAGUGCUGCUCUAUCAUGUGAUUCUGCACAUGAUAGAGCAUUAC
Molecule: messenger RNA, 1608 nt
Organism: Salmo salar (Atlantic salmon)
Lineage: Eukaryota; Metazoa; Chordata; Actinopteri; Salmoniformes; Salmonidae
Source: RefSeq, a predicted model, not a curated record